Messenger RNA from Acanthopagrus latus (yellowfin seabream), 5161 nucleotides. It is a transcript of the gene asap2a, whose product is annotated as ArfGAP with SH3 domain, ankyrin repeat and PH domain 2a. Gene Ontology annotation, molecular function: protein binding; GTPase activator activity. The record is from RefSeq and is a predicted model, not a curated record. Bases 491 to 3442 code for a protein of 983 amino acids. Lineage: Eukaryota; Metazoa; Chordata; Actinopteri; Spariformes; Sparidae. The transcript is spliced from 28 exons. Gene Ontology annotation, cellular component: cytoplasm. Gene Ontology annotation, biological process: positive regulation of GTPase activity.
CCUCCUCUACCUUUGUCAAUUUCUUGCGCUCCCGUUGAAAACCGCCUGGUUGUUGUUCCUCGGGUUAGGAGGAAGAAGUUGUCCAGCCCCGCGCUGCCUGAGCUUCGGGAACACCGAGAGGGAGGAGAGCAGAGUCCACCGAGGGAGCAGAGAAACGGAGGGCCACCCUGUGAAUGAAAAGAGAGCAGCAGGGGCUGCGAGCCAGGAGGGUUUAACCUAGCCCAGCACCUUGUAGCGGCAGAGGGCGAGCGGCAACUCCUCGAGCCAGCGUGCGACACCGCCGCACCGGAUCGUGUUGGGAAACAAACGAGGGAAUGACAUAAACACACAGAGAUGGUUCACUACCCGCAGGGACCUUCAGAGACACCACUGCUACCGCUACUGCUGCUGUGAACUUUUGUGUCCUUAAACUACACACGAGAAGUGGGAUUACUAAGAGUGCUUCUUCUUCUUCUUCUGCUUCUUCUUCUUAUCAGCAAAGGGAUUAAUUAUGCCGGACCAAAUCACAGUUUCAGAGUUCGUGGCGGAGACGAAUGAAGAUUAUAAAUCGCCGACUGCCUCCAACUUCACCACCAGGAUGUCCCACUGCAGGAACACAGUGACCGCUCUGGAGGAGGCCUUGGAUGUGGACCGCAGUGUUCUGUACAAGAUGAAGAAGUCUGUGAAGGCCAUCUACACGUCUGGUCUAGCCCACGUAGAGAACGAGGAGCAGUACACUCAGGCCCUGGAGAAGUUUGGAGAAAACUGCGUAUACAGAGAUGAUCCUGACCUGGGCUCAGCUUUCCUCAAGUUCUCUGUCUUCACCAAGGAGCUCACCGCGCUCUUUAAAAACUUGUUCCAAAACAUGAACAACAUCAUCACCUUUCCUCUGGACAGCCUGCUGAAAGGAGACCUGAAGGGAGUCAAAGGGGAUCUCAAAAAGCCUUUUGACAAAGCCUGGAAGGACUACGAAACAAAAGUCACCAAGAUAGAGAAAGAGAAGAAGGAGCAUGCGAGGCAGCACGGGAUGAUCCGGACAGAAAUCAGCGGGGCGGAAAUCGCUGAGGAGAUGGAGAAGGAGAGGAGGUUCUUCCAGCUGCAGAUGUGCGAGUAUCUGCUCAAAGUCAACGAGAUCAAAAUAAAGAAGGGGGUGGACCUGCUGCAGAACCUCAUCAAAUACUUCCACGCACAGUGCAAUUUCUUCCAGGACGGUCUGAAAGCCGUGGACAACCUGAAACCUUCCAUUGAAAAACUGGCGACGGAUCUGCACACGAUAAAGCAAGUGCAGGAUGAGGAGAGGAAACAGCUCACUCAGUUGCGAGACGUCCUCAAGUCAUCGCUACAGGUGGAGCAGAAGGAGGAUUCACAGGUGCGGCAGAGCACCACCUACAGCCUGCAUCAGCCACAGGGUAACAAGGAGCACGGCACGGAGCGCAGCGGCUACCUUUACAAGAAAAGUGAUGGGUUGAGGAAAGUGUGGCAGAAGAGAAAGUGCACCGCCAAGAACGGAUACCUCACCAUCUCACACGGCACAGCUAAUCGGCCACCAGCUAAACUCAACCUGCUCACCUGCCAGGUGAAACACAAUCCUGAGGAGAAGAGAAGCUUUGACCUCAUAUCCCACGACAGAACGUAUCACUUUCAGGCUGAGGACGACCAGGACUGUCAGAUCUGGAUUUCGGUGCUACAGAACAGUAAAGAGGAGGCGUUGAAUCAGGCCUUUAAAGGGGACCAGCAUGUCGGUGAGAACAACAUUGUGCAGGAGCUGACGAAGGCCAUUCUGGGAGAGGUCAAGAGGAUGACGGGAAACGAUGUGUGCUGUGACUGCGGAGCGCCCAACCCGACGUGGCUGUCCACCAACCUGGGCAUCCUUACCUGCAUCGAAUGUUCAGGGAUCCACAGGGAGCUGGGAGUCCACUACUCCAGGAUCCAGUCCCUCACUCUGGACGUACUCAGCACCUCAGAGCUCUUGCUGGCCAAGAAUGUGGGGAAUGCAGGCUUUAAUGAAAUCAUGGAGGCGUGUUUAACUGCUGAAAAUGUGGUGAAACCCAACCCAGCCAGUGACAUGCAGGCGAGGAAAGACUUCAUCACAGCCAAGUACACGGAGAAGCGCUACGCCAGGAAGAAGUGUCCCGAUUCAACGUCGCGGCUCCACACGUUGUGCGACGCAGUUAAAGCCCGAGACAUAUUUUCCCUCGUCCAGGUCUACGCUGAGGGAGUCGACCUCAUGGAGCCCAUCCCUCUGGCCAACGGACACGAACAAGGGGAGACGGCCCUUCAUCUCGCAGUCAGACUGGUGGAUAGGACAUCUCUACACAUCGUCGACUUCCUCACUCAGAACAGUUUGAAUUUGGACAAGCAGACGGUCAAGGGCAGCACAGCGCUUCACUACUGCUGCCUGACAGACAACAGUGAAUGUCUGAAACUGCUGCUGCGGGGGAAGGCCUCCAUAGAGAUCGCUAAUGAGGCCGGGGAGACACCGCUGGAUAUCGCUCGGAGGCUCAAACACCUACAGUGUGAAGAGCUGCUGAAUCAAGCGUUGGCAGGGAAAUUCAACGCCCACGUCCACGUCGAAUAUGAAUGGUGCCUGCAGCACGAGGACUUGGAUGAAAGCGAUGAAGAUCUGGAUGAGAAGCCGAGCCCUCAUCGGCGAGACGAGCGGCCGGUCAGCUGUUACACCCCGAGCAGCAACUCCCACCACCAGAGCGGUCUGGGCUCCGUGGGCCGCGACGCCGCCGGCCUCGGCAAGGACAAACAGCGAGCCUUCAUGCCCAACCUGGUCAACAACGAGACCUACGGCACCAUCCUCAACACCAACACGUCUCAGCCCGCCACCACGUCUGCUCCGCCCCUGCCUCCGAGGAACCUGGUCCAGUUGGCCGGUCUGGGAGGGAUCGGUCAGUCCUCAGCGUCCAGCAGCUGGAAGCCUGGUUCUUUAGACCUGGUUGGCCGACAGAGGUCGUCAUCAGACCCCCCCAACAUGCAUCCUCCUGUCCCCCCCAUAAGACUCACUUCAACUGGAGGUCUGGGUCCUGCCCCUGUAGCCAAGAUGGAGGCCAUGAACAUACAGUCCAAGGCAGGCCAGGGACCAGUGGGGUCCAGAGCAGUGCCACCGAAAUCUCCUGCAGGAAACGAUAAGAGCUUCAACAGAGGACCUCUAAAUCGAACCCAAUCUAUCGAAAGACCGGCUAAGGAAGUGCCAGGAUGCCCCCAGAACUCCAUAGGUCAGUCCAUGCCUCCAGCCCCCAUGCCGAGGAAGGCCUACCCGAGUAAAAGGCCGAAGCGAGUGAAAGCCAUCUACAACUGUGUAGCCGACAACCCGGAUGAGCUGACCUUCUCCGAGGGCGAGGUGAUCGUGGUGGAUGGAGAGGAGGACCAGGAGUGGUGGCUGGGCCACAUCGAAGGCGACCCGAUGAGAAGAGGAGCCUUCCCGGUGACAUUUGUACACUUCAUCGCUGACUGAGCGGCUUCUCUCUGGGUCUCGAGAAGCAUCGCAGGGUGCAUCCACCUGCCCUCACCCAUCUCUGUCAAGCCAGCAAAACCUCCACCAUCAUUCCCGUGUUUGUCGUCAUCGUCGUCGUCAUCAUCAGUGGCGUCAUGAUCAGGCUUGUGAAAGUGGCACUGCUGUGUCAUCACCUUGUCAUCAUUCACACCCAACAGCUUAGCCAGAAAGUCUGGGUGUUGCUCCAUCAAGCACCCAUGGGACUGAAUGUGGUUUUAAAGCUCGCUGUUCAUGUUUCCGACAAAGACUCUUCAAGAUUUCCAUCAAAAAAAAAAAGAAAAAACGAUGAUUGUAGUGAAUGACCUCUCGCAAUAAAUGCACUUUCCUUGUCUUUAUCCUUGUUACAACAUGAGAGGACGUGUGACAUAAUGAAGGUUAUAUGUACAGUAUUCAUACCAUCUGUUUUCUGCUCUCCUGCGUUGUACAGACAGUCCUGACAGUGAUAGUACUGAGAAGGCAACAGCAAUGUAUUUUACUAACAACUGUAAAUGUGAACACAGCCACCAUGCUUACAUUCCACCUCUGUGCAUGAGCAAUUUUAAAAUGCCUACCUGCUUUCCAACCCUGUAGCUGGCCUCCUGUGUGGAGGUUUUUUUUUUUUUUUCUAAUGGUGCUAAACUAACCUUGGAAUAUGCUAGAAGCUGCACCCGAGGGAGCGCUUCCCUGUCCCCGUUUAAAGAUGGACCACCGUCGAAACAGGGGUAUGUAAGAUGUAAAAAUAGCCUCCGACUCAUCACACCUGCGAGAAACCGCUUUCUCACAAGUGUGUGUGGAGCGAAGGAGCUGCGGGUGAACUCCACGAAUGCUUCUCCACUCACACUCUGCCUGUUCUGUCUCAUGGAUAAUAUCGAACGCUCCAGUUCUUCCUUCUGUGCUGUUUUAGGUCAAACGAUGAGAGUGACUGAAGCUGCAGCAGUCGGUAAUUACCUUUAUGCUGAGUCUGACACCUCAGGCAGUCUCCGCCUGUCAUCUGCCUUAUUAGAGGAAUAGGAAGUGUGUGUGUGUUUGCUUGUCUUGCCUGUACACAAUAAGCUGAGAGUGAAAGAAUAACGAAGUAAGAGGAAAGCGUGGGAAUGUGAUAAUAGCUGGAGGUAUCUCUGUGACUUCUGUUGCUUCCUCUUGCCUUGGAGAGCUCUCAGACUCUGACAGGCUGAUUUCUAAGCUCUCUCUGUAAAACCAGACAUCAAGAGAAAGGAGCGUCUUUGCUACAGCUCAAACCUCUCAUAUCUGGGGUCAUAUAAUGUAGAAAGAUGAGUUUAUCAAUAGGGUUAUGAAAGAAAUAUAAAACAUUCAAUGUAAUUAACUUCAUUUUGGUUGCAGAGCAACUUUUCUGUCUGUUCAUGAUGUUGAUAUUUAGGCAUUUAACCUGAAACCAGAGCCUUCCAUGGAUUUGUGAAUGACCAGAGGAGACAUGUGAAUCGUAGCUUCAUCAUGUUUGAUAUAAACUCACUGGAAACGGGAAGAUUUAAUAAUCUAUUCAUGUAAAUAGAUUUUGUUUUGUUGAUAUUUAAAUGUAAAAAAAAAAACAAAUAACAUAACCUGGGCAGUAAAUGUCUUUUAAUGCGCUGUGGUGAUGAGCAGUUACAGAUACGACCUCGGUUGAACUUGUGUGUGUGUGUGCGCGCUGAAAGCAGACACUCACACAUAACUGGGAAAAUAAACUUAAUUCAUUUUCAUUAA